GCCUGUUCUUCCGGGAGUUAACUUAGUGGCGGGAAAAGUAACCGGUGGUAGUUCGUAGUUGUCAUCGUCUGACUGAACAGCUGUGUGGCCCGGCCAGAAUGGAGACGCAGUCUGAGGAGCUAGCCGCCGCGGAAGCCGCACCCGCGGACUCCGGAGAGGAAGCGGGGUCGCGCCCGGCGGACUCCAGAGAGGAAGCGGGGUCGCGCCCGGAGGACUGCGUGGGCCUGCUGCUCAGACUGAUGUCACAAACAAAACAGCAACUCUUGGAAUAUAAGUCAAUGGUUGAUGCAAAUGAAGAUAAAACUCUGGAGCCAGAAGAAAUCAUGCAAGAAAAGCAAAUUGAAGCUAAAAUUGAAGGCCUGGAAAAUGAAAUUGAAGAGGUAAAAAUUGAUUUUGAAAUGAAAAAGCUUGCACUGGACAGGAUGCAGCUUUCAACUGCAUUUAAAAACUACCUGGAGAAAACUGACAUCAAGACUAGUAUACUUGUGGGAAACAUGAAACAAAUAUUGAAGCUAAAUAAGUUAAUAAUGAAAUUUCAGCAGGAAUCUUGGGAUUUGGAGGAAAAAUUGCUUGAGGUUAAAAAGAAGAGAUUGGAAUUAAAACAAGCUUCAGAAACUAAGUUUUCAGAAAUACAGACUGAAAAGAACAAAAAGAAAAAUGAUUUGGACAGAAUGGAAGAAUCAGACACUAUAAAAACCAUACAACAAAAUCUACAGGUGGAAAUACAAAUUACUACAGUUAUUCAACAUGUGUUCCAGAACCUGAUUUUGGGGAGUAAAGUCAAUUGGGCAGAAAAUUCUAGCCUUAAGGAAACUGUUCUGCAGCUUGAGAAGAAUUUUACUAUGAACUAACAACAGUGCUAUUUUCACAAUUUUUGGUUUUGUCUUUGAUAUAUUAUUUAAAUAUCAUUUUACAAAUAUAUUUUAAAAUGUUUUUAAAACUAUUUUAACCAUA
This is a messenger RNA of Erinaceus europaeus (western European hedgehog), 954 nucleotides long. RefSeq names its product centromere protein H (gene CENPH). The record is from RefSeq and is a predicted model, not a curated record. The transcript is spliced from 9 exons. Gene Ontology annotation, cellular component: nucleus; kinetochore. Gene Ontology annotation, molecular function: kinetochore binding. Bases 99 to 851 code for a protein of 250 amino acids. Lineage: Eukaryota; Metazoa; Chordata; Mammalia; Eulipotyphla; Erinaceidae. Gene Ontology annotation, biological process: kinetochore assembly; chromosome segregation; mitotic spindle organization.